This is a messenger RNA of Cydia splendana, 3980 nucleotides long. Its product is annotated as protein phosphatase 1 regulatory subunit 14B. The transcript is spliced from 6 exons. The record is from RefSeq and is a predicted model, not a curated record. Gene Ontology annotation, biological process: regulation of phosphorylation. Gene Ontology annotation, cellular component: cytoplasm. Gene Ontology annotation, molecular function: protein serine/threonine phosphatase inhibitor activity. Lineage: Eukaryota; Metazoa; Arthropoda; Insecta; Lepidoptera; Tortricidae. Bases 118 to 594 code for a protein of 158 amino acids.
UCGGAACAGUGGCAAGUGAAUACGCGGGUCGAUACCGCGCGUGCGCGGCGGCGGUAGCGGCGGCAGUGUCGGCGCGACGCCGGCCUGACCCGACGGCCCCGCCCGCGCCUAGUGCUCAUGUCGCUGUUUUUCAAGUUCAGGAGCAACAGGACGGGAGCCGGCGCGGGAGCCGCGCCGUGCGGCAUGGAGGCCGGCGUCGCGGCCGCGCCCGCCCGCCGCGCGCCGCCGCCCGAGCGCUCCCCGGCUCGCUCCGGCCUGCACGUCAACUUCAGCGACAAGGGCGAGGUGAAGGAGCGGCGUGAGAAGUUCCUGACAGCCAAAUAUGGCUCCCACCAGAUGGCGCUGAUCCGCAAGCGGCUCGCCGUCGAGAUGUGGCUCUACGACGAGUUGCAGAAGCUCUACGAUGUGCCGAAGGAGACAGCGGCGGCGGCGGGCGCCGCGGAGGUGGAGGUGGACGUCGAUGAGCUCCUCGACAUGGACUCGGACGAGCUGCGGCGCGCGCACCUCGCGACGCUAUUAGCAGAUGCCAAAAAGCCCCAAAAAGAUGUACAUAAUUUCAUCAACGAAUUGCUAGAUAAAGCGAAAACUCUGUAGGCUAAGAGAACGGAACCAAAUCUCAUCUCGCUCUUGCCGCGGCCGCUGCAGGCGGGAGUGGACGCGGCAGCGAUGCGGAGGCCCCGCGACGUACCGUAUAGUUAGUAGUUAAGCAUUUUACUGCCGGCCCGGUAUGCCGGACGCUAGUGCAAGCAGGGUACCACCGGUUACAUCGGUCUUGGUGUCCGGUUGACGCCGUAACCAGCAACAUUACUUUAUUGACGCUGUUGACAAUGCUACAUGGAAAGUAAGUUCUAAAAUAUUCUGCGGCAUUCAGAAAUACGCAUUAGAUUUUUAACAUUAGGAUGUGUACGCACAAGCUAAAAAGGGAUGUGGAAAAGUACGGACGGUACACCUUAUUUAACGACGGCGUACCUACCUACAUAUCUGAAAAGCAAACGUGCAUUGCUGAUGUCAGACUUUCUCGAUCGUGUAAAGGUGCAUUUGUGACGUUGUAAAAUGGGAUUGGCAACUGUCAAUGGUUUGCAUAGAUAGCACCAUCAUAGCUUGCCCCUUUUUCUAUGAGAUUUGGCUUAAAGGGCUGGCAUUCAGGGCAUUAAAAAACAAAAAUUUGACUCAAUUCUAGGGCAAGCCAUGCUGGCGCCAUCUGCUAAAUACUUUGACCGGCCAAUCCCAUUGAGCUACGAUUGGAAAAAUUAUGUUUUGUAACACCGUAAAAUUUAACUACUAUGAUUGGCUAACAUAUACAUAUUUACGCCCCCGAAAACAGCAAGUGCAAUCGUAAAAUGUUAAAAUGCUUUAGGUGUUCGAUGGUUUUUGCCAUGUGAAAAAUAUACAGUUAAUACGCGCGUUUUCCCGAAUUACUUACCUUUCGGACUGUGAAGACCGAUGUAACUUGCAGUGGCAGUACUGUACAGUAUUGAAUGGCGAGCGCCCUUGGUGGAGCUGGAGGGUGCUCGUGCGACAUAUCAGCGGACCGCCCCGCCCCGCCCUCUCCUCUCCCCUACAAUACAUCGUGUAUGAUAUUCAAUCUAGGUGUCGCUGUCUAGAUCCGCAAUAGAUUCUUAUCUCAAUUGGCUAUUUUGGGAAAUACACAACUAAUAAAACUUUAAUAAAUAGGGUGUGUAGUAUUUCUUAUACUGUACAAGUUGUACAACCCAAGACGCAAUAGGGAUUGUGCGCGUUGGAGGGUCUGUCAUCUUGUGGCCUGAAUCGGAAACAUAAACAUGUACAUUGCCAAAGCAAGUGCUGCCGUCUACCGUUCUGGGGUUCUGACAGGAUGGCAAGACUACAUCGGAAGCAUCGUCAGAUAAUUUAACCAAAUUGGCCAAUUAAGAUAAUAAAUAGGUAAUACUCAUAGGAUAGUCUAAAUACGAAGGGUCGACUAUACGUAAAUACCGUAUAUGUAGCAUUUAUCUGUCCGUUGUGUAACGAACUUGGUGUGACACUGUGAACCCGUAGCUAAUUUUAAUAUUUUGGUCAGCAUGAUUUCAACAAAAUUUUGCUACAUUUUCGCAGGGCAAUGGCAAGAUUUUGAUACUUGUCUUGUCUUGGCGAGCAAUCCACGGGUUUAAUCCUAGUUUUUCGAGGGAGACCAUAAUGGCUAUUAUUACUUUUUCACAUCACCUAUUCGAAAAAGGGCUUUUUCUUCCCCGCUAGGAGGGAUCAAAGUGGUACUUUUCUUCCCUGCUAGGACGGAUCAAAAGUUGGACACGAUUUUUUUCUUUCUUGCAUACUAUUUUUUUUGGUCAAAUAAUACAUAUUUUGGAACAUAACAAUUUCCUCGGUGUUGUUUCCUUCCUAGUUGAUGUGCAGUAUGUGUCACACGGUAUCAAAAUUAUUUCGUCUUGGGCGUUAACACUUGAAUCCCUCAUUACGCUAAGAAUUCUGAUCCCUUGUAAUACAAACUACUAUUUCUAUUACGCUGCAAUAUUACUAUUCGCUGCUGGCCAAACUACCAAACUUAAUACUAGAUUGGGCGGUAAUUGAAAUAACAUAGCAAUCACAGGGUGCUUAACCAACGUGCCUGCUCGCUAACGCUCCGUAACAUUACGUAGUCAUCUCUCUCUAUCACUCUUCCAUAUUAGUCCUCCUAGCCUAGUCGGUAGUGACCCUGCCUACGAAGCAGGAGGUCCCGGGUUCGAAUCCUGGUAAGGGCAUUUAUUUGUGUUUAUUACAAAUAUUUGUUCCCGAGUUAUGGAUGUUUUCUAUGUAUGUAUAUAAGUAUUUAUAUAUAAUUGUAUACAUCGUCGUCUAGUACCCACAACACAAGCCUUAUUGAGCUUACCGUGGGACUAGUUUGAUCUGUGUAAAAUUGUCCUAAAUAUUUAUUUAUCUAUUAGUGCGACAGUAACAGUUUCGUUCGCUAUUACGGAGCUUUAACGAUUGGCACGUUGGCUACGCACUCAAGGGUCUCCAAAGUACGACCCACCAGCGAGAGCGAAAACCUGGACCUCGACUGCAGCAGCACCCCUAAAAGCUAAGUUUCGGCCCGCAUUAGGUACUUUAUCUAAAGCAAUAUGGCCCUCGUGUCAAAAAGUUUGGAGAUCCCUAAACUAAAUGUAAGUUUUAGGGCGGGGUUGGUGGCUCGUGUAAUGACCUCUAGUGCUGUAGUGGCGAGCCGAGUUCUUGCUAUUGUGUCCUCGUAUUGUUAAUAUUUUGUAAAGGGUGGCGCGCGUCACGGCCGGACCCCCCGACAACCGGGGGCCAUUACUAGACGGGUGAGGCGGUUUCAAAUCAUCUUUGCGUCGAGUUUUGUAACCCGUUACUGCAUAAUCCAGCCGGCCUAGCCAACGUGACAAUCGCUAUAGCUUCGACAACGAAACGCUUUUGUGUCUCUCUAUCACUCUUUCAUAUUAGUGCGACAGUGACAGUUGCGUUUCGAUCGCUACGAAGCGUAAGCGAUUGGCAUGUUGGCUACGCGGCCUGGGCCUUACAGCGUUAUCUACACAUCAGCUGUCAUAUUCGAGGCACGAAUUAUUCUUUGAGUUUAAACCUCUUGUACAAUUAGUUACUUUUUGGCACGACUUUAUUGUUAAAAAAGCAAAUUAAUGCAUACUGUAAAGAUAAUUUUAAACACCUCGUCCGUUUAGCUACUCCUGCUGUUGACUGUACAAUACCUACUGUUUCGAGUAUCGGGCAUUUUUGUGCCCUGUGCCUAUACGCCUACCUUGUAGAACCACCCCACACUAGCGUCCCUUUGAGCGUCGACGUCUGUUCAGCGCUAUGGAAAGUUGCGCCAACGCCAACGUUGCGUCGAGCAGCAGCCAAGAGUUGACUAGCCGCCGACGCUCUAGAGGACACGUCACGUGUGGGAUGGUGACAGUGACAGGUGCGAGUGAGGUGAGGGGGCGGCAGCAGCACAGCCCCGCCCGGCCGCGGCGCGCCGAACCGUCGCUGAUAGACUUUUGUAAUAAAUCGAUUUA